Molecule: messenger RNA, 2736 nt
Organism: Dunckerocampus dactyliophorus (ringed pipefish)
Lineage: Eukaryota; Metazoa; Chordata; Actinopteri; Syngnathiformes; Syngnathidae
Product: class I histocompatibility antigen, F10 alpha chain-like
Exons: 8
Coding region: 96-1181 (361 amino acids)
Biological process (GO): immune response
Cellular component (GO): external side of plasma membrane
Source: RefSeq, a predicted model, not a curated record
CACACAACACAAGCUAGUGUUCGUCACUUUCUCCAGCCUUUCUCUGAGAGAUUCUAACAAAACAUCUUUUUAUUCUACACUUGUGACAGCUGAUCAUGAACUUACUUUUAUCCUUUCUUCUGGCUGUGCAAAUACACCGCGUGGCGCCUGUGAUUCACAAAUUGAAUUAUUUGACCACUGCCUCCUCUACAGUAAAAUACAUCCCAGGUUUUGUGGAGGUUCGUUGUGUUGAUGAAGUUGAGAUAUUUUACUAUGACAGCAACACCAGGAAAGCAGAAGCCAAACAAGACUGGUUGAAGAAAUACACAGCAUUCGGAAUAGAAAUGUAUUACUGGCAGGGACAGGUAAGAAAUGCUGCUGAUAAUGAGAAGGUCUACCAAUACUACAUUGAAAUUGCAAAGGAGCUCUUCAACCAAACUGGAGGUGUUCACAUUCUCCAGGUGAUGUACGGCUGCGAAUGGGAUGAUGAGACUGAUGAGGUUAAAGGUUGGUUUCAGGCUGGUUAUGAUGGAGAAGACAUCAUAUCAUUGGACAUGAAGACAUGGACAUGGACUGCAGCAAAACCACAAGCUGUCUCAAUCAAAUAUCUGUGGGAUGGAGACAAAGCUGAACUGGACUACCAUAAGGAUUACUACACUAAUUAUUGUCCUUAUUGCUUGAAGAAUUAUGUGAACUCUGGGAGGAAGGUCCUCAUGAGAACAGAGCUUCCAGAAGUUUUUCUCCUCCAGAAGACGCCGUCCUCUCCGGUCAGCUGCUUCGCGACAGGUUUCUAUCCCAACAGAGUGGCCUUGUUUUGGAGGAAAGACGGCGAGGAGCUCCACGAGGACGUGGAGCACGGAGAGCUCCUUCCCAACCACGACGGAACCUUCCAGUUGACGGUGGACCUGAACGUGGAGGUGACGGCCGACGUGGAGGGCAAGUACGAAUGUGUGUUUCAGCUGUCUGGCGUCAAGGAGGACAUGGUCACCAAGCUGGAGAGAAGAAGCAUCCUGAGCAACGCAAACCAUGAGGACCACGGGAGUGUUGCCGUCGCCGCCACGGUGGCAGUCGUCACUGUGGUGGUGGUCCUCCUGGCGGCCAUCAUCAUUGUCAAGUGUCGCAAGAACAGACAAGCCAACCACGAUCCAGCUGCUCGUGAUGGUGGUAGCGAGCUCUCGGAGUGUCUGUCGGCUGAAAGCUGAGUGAGAGACAGCAGCCGGCACACAAGAGAUGUCUCCACCAAAGGGAUUUUUGUCCACUGGGGGACGUCCUUGCACUUGGAGAUGAGAUGGAGAUGUGGUUUGUUCUUCAUCAAAGUGCUCCUCAUUUUAUGUGGUGUCUUCUUUUGGUGUUUAAGGCUUUGAAAACACGUUAUGAUCAAAUUUUGUUGGCUUUGGCGAGGUUUCACUUUUACUGGAAAUCAAGACGUUGUUACAGUCCACCUGCAUCGGUGCCAAGUUGGGGUACCGACUUACCAGGUUCAACACAAAAGAUGCGGGGGCCAUUUUGAUAUUUUCCGUUUUCUAAAAAGGCUAAUCCAACGUAGAUAUGCUGAUAAGCAGGGAUGCGCCCAUCGAUCAGCCACGGAUCAGUAUCGCCCGACUUCCGUAAAAAAAUCGAGUGAUCGGCUUAUGCCGAUAAAUGCAUUUCAACGCCGAUCACACGUGGCUAGCACUACAGUAUAACAGUCUGCAGCGACCCUUUCGUGCAGUGCAGUGUCUUGCGCUAACUAACGUCUCUGGCAGUGUCUUUCCUUUCCAUUAUGUCUGCUAUGUGGAACCUAACUGCUAACACAUGCCACGAAAAAUACCUGGCGGGGGUAGCACGUUAAAGAGCUUUAAUACGGCAUUUGAAGAACAACACUUGACGGAGUAUGGUGAGUUUUGGAGGCUCACAGUGUUUUAUCAUCAGACAAACGGCAGCUAACGCAGCCGUGCGGCUAACACUCGCCCGUAUGUGUGUGACAGUCGGACGGCUAAGAUUAUAACCCGAGAUAUAAUGAGAUGAGCAGGCUUUCUCAGCGGCGGCGGACACAGGGUUCGCCAAAGUCUCCUUAAAUAGUGAUAAAUGUUGUCUUCAAAAAGUAAGUAAAAUACGUUUUUGUCUGAAUUAAUGUGAUUUUAUGGUUCCUUUUUUUCAUACCAUAUAGCCAGCAGCAGGGGUGCAGCCAGAAAUUCUGGGUCCCAUGAAAAAAAACAAACACUACUGCCCCCUCUCUCCCUUUUAUUAAUUAAUUACACAUUUUAUUAGUAAUUACGGAUUUUUGGGCCGCCUGGCAGUCAAGGGACUUUGGAAUUGUCCUGACUUUCCCCCUUUAUUCAGCACCUCGGGCCAAUAGCAAUCAUAAAUACAUUUAAAAAUGUAUAAUUAAUCCAUGUGAUAGGUAUCUGUAUCGGCCGAUUUCAACCCCGGGUGAUCGAUUUCGGGAUCGGCAGAAUGAAACCCUGAUCGGAGCAUCCCUACUAAUAAGUCAUGUAUACUGACAAACAGCCUGCGUGUCAGCUUUGUGUAAUGGUAAUGCUUUAGUUGAUUCUGGAACAUGCAUAACAAGUUACAUUGAAGUACAUCACAUGUUUACAGUUACACAACUCAACAUGUCCGAAAAGGAGGAGGAAGAAGCAAAGCUUAUUUAAUCAUACCUUGAAAAGAAUGUUUACUCUACUGGGCAGGAGGUUGUUAAUUGCUUUGUGCAUAAUUUUAUCUGUUUAAAAAUAGUACAAGAUCAGUGAAUUUUACUGUUUGUGAUUUUAGGAAUAA